Molecule: messenger RNA, 4920 nt
Organism: Alternaria arbusti
Lineage: Eukaryota; Fungi; Ascomycota; Dothideomycetes; Pleosporales; Pleosporaceae
Exons: 1
Coding region: 1-4920 (1639 amino acids)
Source: RefSeq, a predicted model, not a curated record
AUGCCGCGAUCAUCAGGAAGAUCAGGUGCGGGUGAACACCGCCGAGACCGUCUUAGGCACGCUGAUAACGAUCACGAGCAAUAUGUCGCUGCAGACCAACGCUUGCACUCUUUUGCUCAUACACGUAUUGUCGAAGCAGAAAUCCGACACCUAAGCCACGAUCUCGCCCUCGCAUUUUCCCAGAUAGAGGUGCUCGAAGGAGAGCUCGGCUUGGCCGAUCAAGAGAUCAGGUUGUUGAGAGAGGAGAACGCGAUGUUGGGAGAGAAUAACACGACGCUGAAGGACUGCCUAGACGGUCGAGACGAUGCCGAGCGCGAGGUGAUAACGGAAAUGGAAAGCCGUCUUGAACAUCUACAUGAGGAUUUACAGGGCCUAGAUGCCAUUCUGCAAGCAGUCUUGGACGCUGUGGGCGUGACUGACGGCAACGAAUCGUCUAGGGUCUACUUUGAGGGGGACUGGGAAGACAUGGCGAGGUUGUGGCAGGAAGGUCACAAUGAAGGGUAUACAAAUCAUGCAAGGAGCGAUCGGGCACCUGUUGGUCGGCCACGAGUGGAUACCAAGCUUCCGCAUGAGUCGAUGACUGAGACGAACGCUUCUGGUCCGUCACGCCACUUCGAGCGCAGCAAUGCGCCUAGCCCAGAAGGAAGACGUUCACAGCAAGCUUGUCCAGAUACGUUGCGACAGAUCGAAACGGAAAUGGCUAUCCUCCGACUCCAGGAUCGUAUGGAAAGAAACGAGGCUGGAAUGAGAGCCUUGACAAGCCGAUGCGAUGCGCAAGAUCAAUGGCACGACUUGCUAGUUGAAAUGUUGCAUGAACAGGAGAUGAUCUUUGGAGACAUACUCAGUACUAUCUACGAGACGCAAGAGGAGUAUGACGAUGACGACGACGACGACGACGAGCCAUAUUGUACGUGCGGUGAGCGUGGAUAUGAAAUUGAUAGUGGAGACAUGAAUGCAACAUUAAGAGGCGGAAUGGGUGGGAGAGACGAGGACGAAGAAUUCGUGUAUGAUUAUGGUGGGUACACGAAUUGGGAUCAAAUGGACGCUUCGUCGCAACAGGAGGGUAUGAAUGGAAACCAGAGUAGUGGUCGCGAUAAAGAGAUCAUCCGGGAAUUGCGACAGCAGGUUAAGCUCUUGAAAGAGCAGGUGCAUGCGCUUAUGGAGACGGCGCACCGCGACAUUGUUUCUCGAUCGAAAGACCGCCAAGAGGAGGAAGAGGAUGAACCGAGUCUGCGUGGUGGAAGUGGAGAAGAGGAGGUUGAUCACGAUGGCAGUCGCGAGCAUAUCGAUACCAGCAGUGUCCCUACUCUCAUCCUAGCCUCACCACACUUACUCUGCCAGCGAGCCGCAACUCGGGUCGGCGAUUCCACCGUCCACUACAUUCUCGUAUAUCUACCUCCAGGUCUCGUCAUUCCCGGAACCAAAAAGCCCGAGCUUGUUUUCCACAGCGCCGCGACAAUCUACUAUUUCCCAACAGGAGCAACAGAAGAUUUCGUGAAACGAGAAGCCUGGAAGCAAAAGGCUUGUGGAAACGGACACUGGCAAGAAGUUGCGAUCCACAAGAUACAAUCAAAGCAGGUGUUCAAACACGCGAUCGCAAGCUGGUGGGAGACCAUGGGAUUAAGCUGGGAUAUCCUAACGGGUGGGGACUGGAACUUUGACGGAGAUGAAGGUGAGAUGUAUAUGGUCAACGACAACAACCUCUUUCUCACAAAUCGCACAAGAGAAGUAGCCGGCGCACAAAUUCGCGGCGGAAGUGGUUACGAAACCGACCCGUCAUUCCAGAACGAGAGCGCAGCGAACGAUCCUAGCAGCAUGUUUGAGCCGCUCAUGCAAGAGGCCGCGACAUUAUGUGUGGGCCCUCCAGCCUCUCAACGUGGGGACUUUUGGAUGACUCUGGCCAAUGUACUACAAACACGCAACUGCUUUCUCGAACGAGAACUCGAGAACUUCAAAGAACUAAAUCACAGUCUCAUGCAGGACCUACGUUGGCAGAUGGAUGUACAGGUGGAGAUGGAAGAGCGGGUUGAGGCCGUACUGGUAGAAAAGAACGCGAUCGCUGAAGACCUGGAGGUUCUCAAGACCCGCUUGAUGGUUUUAAUCGAGAGUACUACAUCUCGUACGGUAUGCACGGACGAUAAAGAAGACGUGGUUUUGACUGACGAAAUCCGUAUGGAAUCGUCAAGCCUAGGAACGAUGCGAGGUGGUAACGAAGACCCAUCAUCACCAGCGACAUCUACGAAGGAAACGACUCCACGAGCAUUCCUCUCCGACCCUUCCCGUACGUGUGCCAUUAUCGCAGCGAAAUCUUUCGACUUCUAUCCGAGACAAUCCACCAUAGUCUUUGCUGGUGCCUCUCCGCACCUAUACCAGUUUCCUCACAGGUCGACACUGCCUGAAAUCUGUCGCAUCCUUGAAAUCGAUGACGGGGAACAAUCGCUCGCCGACGAUCCAUAUAUCGCGCGCGUCUUAGAGAUCAUGAAGAUCCGUGAAGAGAUGGGUAUAGAGUUGCCCGAGAACGUCAGCGAUGAGCGUGUCACUAUCAGCAUAUGCGAUGUUCCGAGUGAUUGUCACUUGGAUCGCGAAACAGAGAUAGCUACAUGGGAGGUGCAUGAGGAAGAUAUGGACGUUCUCGGGAAGCUACUAACGAAGCUUGAUAUCGAUCUAAAAACAUCCAAGUCGUCUACCAGUACCUCGGUCAGAACCGCAUCGAGCGAAGAAGAGCAAGACUACUACCAAGAUGUUGGCGAUUUGGUUAAUUCGCUCAACGACGCAGUCAAAGACGAGCUUAGAACCAGCUCGCCGAAGUUCUGUAUGUUUCAGGUACAUCCUGUAAUUGACAGUGAGAGCUUCUCUGAGAUGAAAGAGGUAAAACAACCAUGUUUGUUAUCCGUUCGUGGCGGUGGUAGUCAUUCUGAGUACUGGAACCAUGAUGCACACGGCAACCGAGAGUUCCCGCUACAAAAUCCCAAGUUGCCUGCUGCACCAGGUGUCCCACCUAUCACUCCGAAAUCCUAUGGUACGCUGGCACCAAAUACUCCUAGCUUAAGUUCAAACGAGGCGAUCAUUACGGCAAAAAGUCCUUUGAGCAUAAGACUGGGCCGUCUUAUGUUCCCUGUCAAGUUCGUUCAACGGCACGAGGAUAGCAUCAGCCGCUUUGAAUGGCAACAUACAAAGCGACUGAAUCCUCAGUUCAGAGACAAGCGCUCCAGAAGUUACAAGUAUACAAGAGGUGCUCAAUGCGAAGUCUGGGCUAUGCAGCUGGACGAACACCGAGAGCACUGCGACUAUUGUCAAGCAAUGUUCAUUGAGGAAGACUACGCUAGAAGCAAUGCUACAUCUACGUAUAAAGACGACGCUUCGAAGCCGCCAAUAGAAGCUAGGAGAUCUUCGGAGAACACCAUCUGGCCUGGAAUCAGUAAUGAAACAACCCUCCGCACUGAUGACCACCCAGACUCCGGCUUGAGGGGCGGUGCCGGUCAUGAAAGAGAUCUGGAACAUGAAGGCGAGGAAAACGAAGACUGGCGAUACGAGUGGGACAAUCUAGCUAGCCAAACUCAAUCCUCGGGUUAUCAGCCUCGCACGUUUCGCAACUCCAGCACACUUUCCACAAAGACAAAGACUUCACCUCCUUCGCCCGUUGACCGCAACUUCCGAAAGGAUCGCUGGCCUCAGUCAUGGGAUGUUUGUACCGCCGAAGAGUUCCUAAGGACGGAACAUAGGAAGGUAGAUCGCCGCGAAGUUCAUGCAGGUGAGUUCUCUAAACCACCACACAAUACCCGGCAUAAGAGCCCUGACAGCCUGACGCCAUCAAAGACUAGUAAUCCUUUCCUACUGGAAAUGCGAAGGUCGAGACAUGAACCAAUCCCUGAGAGGCCACUUACGAACUGCGAUUCACUGUCAAUCAAAGAUAGCGACAGUGUAUUGGAACUCAAGGCUGAAGCUUGGCUGGACAACCCUAGGCCAGCACCCCCAAUCCCCUUCCAGCGAAGCUCUGCAGCGCUGCGGCACGACACCGCAGACUCACAUCAUGCUGUUUCUAUUGGUACAGGCGCAUCUACAUCUGGACCGCAGACCAAUUCGGUACCCAAAGAGCCGUCAUUCAGAAGUGAUCGCCAUGAGUUCUUCCCAGCCGGCGAACAUUACACCAUAUCAGAGAAUGAAUCCAGUAUGACGACGCGAACAAGGCGCAGAGACGUGCCUUUGUCUGAAAUCUUGAGUGAUGAAGCCUAUGAGGAUCACGUCAGGUCAGGACCCGUUGAGACGCCCCACCCCCGAGUACCGAAACCAAAACUGGGCGAGAGACUGUGUAAGAAGUGUGCAGAGCUCUUGACUUUGCUCGCUAAGUAUAUUGCAAAGUUGAGUCAGCGACUGACGGCCAGGACGUCAAAGACACCAAUGAACACACCUAAAGUUCCUCGUGACAAGACUUUAGGUUCGAGCGCGAAGCCCAAAAGGAAGCCAAAGAAGGGUAUUUCAAAACUAGCCUUUCAAACGCCAGCAGCGCCAGCGCCGUCAAGAACGGGCUGGGAAGCCUGGUACAUGAACCGCCGGCUUCCUUACCUACCAUUCGACAAAUCACUUCCGGACACACCUCACGCAUGGACUUCAACUCUUAUCAAGGCCUUUGAACCCAAGGGGAAGUUUCCUGCAAUACCUCGAGCCUCUUUUUCACGCAUCGACUGCGCGCGCAUCAUCGCCCAGGCACAGGACAGUGCACACGCAAACUUUGUGAGCCAAGGAGCGGACCAAUGGCAUGUGCCAACCGUUGCCGGGCCAUCAGAUCUAGUGAAGGAAGCGCUCAUGUGGUUGGACUAUGAAGAUAAGUCGGGGAAGAUAGGAAAGACAGUUUUUGAUGGAAACAUGGCAGACGAGACUGAGUACGAUUAUUCCCGUAACGCCAAGCUGGCGGUAGUGUAG